GGAUUGAGUUCCAAACAGGAAGACGGUAGACGGUCGACGGUCGAGGCAGAAAAUGAAAAUGGCGAGUUGUUGUUUUUGAGAAGCUUGUGAUCGGUAGUCAUUUAUUCCUCGUCCACAAUCAAAGACUUAAAUGUGUUUAUUUUUGAGCGCCGUGUGUUUACACUGUCUGCUGGAUCAUCGGAGAUAACGCAAUGACCGCAAAUAUGUAUAGAGUCGGAGAUUACGUGUAUUUUGAAAACUCUUCCACUUCACCUUUCCUCAUUAGAAGAAUAGAAGAACUAAAUAAGACUCCCAAUGGAAAUGUGGAAGCCAAGGUUAUGUGCUUCUUCCGGCGGAGAGACCUUCCUAAUCCUCUUGUACAGUUAGCGGACAAACAUCAAGUUGCCUUAGAGGAAGAAGUAGAAAACCAAAAGCUGAAAGCAUUGGAGCCUGUUGAUCCAUCUACUCUAAAUGGCAAGCAAAGACAUCAGUUGAAGCACCGCGAACUGUUUUUAUCGCGCCAAGUGGAAACAAUUCCAGCAACACACAUCCGAGGGAAAUGUUCUGUUACACUUCUUAAUGAGACAGAAUCUCUGCUUAGUUACCUGAAUAAAGAUGAUACCUUCUUUUAUUGUUUGGUAUUUGACCCUUCACAAAAAACUUUGUUGGCUGACAAAGGAGAAAUUAGAGUCGGUGGGCGUUACCAGGUAGAUCCUGUUCAAAUGCCUAAGGAACUUGAAAAUCCUGAAAAUGACUCAAGAAAGUUGGAAGAUUUGGAAACUUUGGUGUGGACACCCAGCCACCAUCUUACAGAUAGACAGAUUGAUCAGUUCUUAGUCAUAUCAAGGUCUGUUGGAACAUUUGCCCGGGCUCUGGACUGUUCAAGUUCUGUUAAACAGCCUAGCCUUCACAUGAGUGCUGCUGCUGCUUCUAGGGACAUUACUCUUUUCCAUGCAAUGGAUACUUUGCAUAAGCACACCUACGACUUAGCAUCAGCUGUAUCAUCUCUAGUCCCUUCCACUGGCCCAGUUCUGUGUAGGGAUGAAAUGGAAGAGUGGUCUGCAUCAGAAGCGAAUCUCUUUGAGGAAGCCUUGGAUAAAUAUGGGAAAGAUUUCAACGACAUUAGACAAGACUUUCUUCCAUGGAAAACAUUGAAGAACAUCAUAGAAUAUUACUACAUGUGGAAAACAACAGAUCGUUAUGUUCAACAGAAACGAGUCAAGGCAGUUGAAGCAGAAUCAAAGCUGAAACAAGUGUACAUUCCCAAUUACAACAAUAAGCCUAACUCAGCUGUCAUCAAUAAUAACAAAGGGAUUGUAAAUGGAAACAGUAAUGGAGAAGUGACUAUCAGUGGCAAAGCUUGUGAAUCUUGCAAUGCCUCAUCUUCAACCCAGUGGUAUGCUUGGGGCCCAUCCCACAUGCAGUGCAAGCUAUGCCACAAUUGCUGGCAAUAUUGGAAAAAGUACGGUGGCCUCAAAGUACCAUCUAGAAUAGGUGAAGGUGAAACAGAAAUAAAGAAGAAGCCUGGUUCUGCAAGUGUGUCUGAUGAAGAAUCAGUCACAGAGCGAGCUCCAUCCAGCCUUGCAUCGCAUAGACCGCACCGUUGCAAUAUUAUUGGCUGUGGAAAGGAAUUCAAACUCAAGACCCAGCUGGCGCGACACUAUGCCACUGCCCAUGGUCUUGCUGUGCGAGCAGGCUCGCCUCGACCUAUCAUGAAAACCAGAACUGCGUUUUACUUGUGCACCACUCCUCUUACACGUAUUUCACGUCGACUCUGUCGUCAACUUAUGCAAACUCGUCAUGCAGCGCGGGCACCAUUUUGGGCUAUCAAUGUACCUGCAAUCAAGCAAGAAUGUCAAGUACAAAUGACAGGAAAGUCACUGGCACAAUUAAAAGAAUUGCUAAUAUACUGCAGAAAAGAUAGAGGAAGUGUUACAGCCAUAGCAACACGGCUUGGUCAUUACAAAGAAACAGUAACUCCAGAAUGGUUAAUUCUUACCGACAAGAGCAAAAUGCCCAAACCGGAAGUUGUGGCUUUCCCUAAACCACCUAAAGCUCCAGAUGGUAGUCUGAUGUAUGAACGAGUACCCAACAAACCUGAAGCUGAGAAGAUACCCCUAAACAAUGUGUCCCCUCACCUGAAGCGAAGAGCUAUCGACGAAGUGAAUGGCAUGGAUGACUCGGAUUGGGAAGAAGGCGGAGGCACACCUAUCCCCCAGCAAGGCCCUCCCCACAAACGUUCCCACAAAGACCCCCAGGCGCUGGCCAACCUGGCGCAAAUGGCGGGGCUCAACCCCAACGCCAUGGUGCCCUACGCCCCCUACACUGGGCCCCGGCAGAUCAUCAGCCAGAACGGCAAGGCCCGCAUCGCGGUGACGCGCUCCGGCUCUGGCAGCAAGCAGGUGCUGUCGUGGAUGGAGGCCCCCGAGGAGGUGCUGUUCCGCUCCACCGAGCACGUCAAGAAGGUCCGGAGGCAGAUGACCACCCCCGAGUUGCGGCGGGCGGCCCGGAAGCCCUGGAGGAAGCUGUGCUCCAAGGGCCUGGAGGACACCGUGGUGGUGCUCGAAUGACCAAGGUUUUCCCUCGGCCUGGAAUACAGGCCGAACCCCUCGCCAGCCCCGCCCCCGCCACUGCUCGGCCUUUCGGCCGUGGGCCUUUCGGCCGUGAUGCCUGUGGCGGGCCACCACACCAUGGCGGGGAUCCGACUCUAAGCAGCGAGUGCGUCUUAUCACCGGACUUGUGCAAAGCCGCGUAAAGCCGUCUCGUUGUUUCGCGUUGUGAAUAGAGGGGGACGAGUGAUGGGUGCCUUCAUCACUGUUACGUGAGUGAAAAACUAUGCCACCGAAAUCAUCGUCAAAAAGUUUCUCGAUCAUCGCCCUAUGAGGUGUCGUCGUCGUUGUCAGCUCCGUUGGCCGAGCUGUGAUCUGCAAACUGAAGCCACCCGUACCCUUUCCAGUCUGCAGGAUCCUUGUGUUACAACUUGCCGUCAGACAAAAAGACUGUGAGGCUUAGCUAUUUUUCUUGUCUUGGCUGAAGGCAUGCUCGUCUCUUGUGCUGCUGUUGCAGACAUCUUUUAUAGGAGACACUAAUUAAGGUCCUCAGAAUCACCCUGGAUUGAUGCCCUGCAAUGCCACGGAAAGCAAUAACAAAUUUUACCUGUGCUGGUAUGUAGGCAGCUAUUAAGUUUAAUAGUAUUUCAAUCUCAAGAUUUAAUGUUGUAUAGUAAUUUUAAUAAAACAAAAACAAAUGUCUUUCUGCACAAAUAUUGUUCAAUUUUCCUUCUGUCCUAAAGACAAAUUUUAUAGGAAUGUGACUUCUGAUCUGUCAAAUGCAUUAAAGUCGUGAUCUUAUUGUAUAAAUUUAAUAUUACAAAUGAAUUGCAUGCUCUCAUGAGGAUGGUAUUAAGUGUACGUAAAACUUGUCCUUGUUACUGGAAGGACACAUUAUCUGUUAAAUAUGGUGAUAGCUCCAAGCAAAGAGAGAGAGAGAGACAGAGACAGAUCUCAUGUGGUCUGAAAGUGCAUCUGAACUUGUUCAAAUGCUUUGCUUGUUUCCAUGAAUGGCACAAAUGCACAGAAAUAUUAUGUCAGUGCUUUGUCUGGACAAAAGUCUUGUACCUGUGUAGCUGCGUAUUGAGAUGAAAUCAAAUUUGAUUUUUUUAUAUUUGGCCAUUUUAAAUUCAAAAUAUGCUUCUUGUUCCCCUUUGGGAAGUUUCAUUGGAUUUGUAUUUUAGUUUCCUCACACAUACUGCUCAGUGAAUGUGAACUUAUGAAUUUACUUAUUUAUUUUGUUACCUGGUGGAUGUAUAUCAAAAGGCACAAGGUCUUUUUAUAUCACAUAAAUCAAUUAUUUUGUGAAAAGUGAUUCUACACAAAGUGGACUGGUUGUGACAUCGUUAAACAUUGUUUUUUAUGCUGGUUAACGUAUCUUGUUGGCAAGAAAUAUGGAAUGAUUAUAGUGUUGCUGGUACUGAGUGCCAGCAAAAUGUCAUCUUGUUUUUUUUUUACUUUGUGUACUUGCCUGCCUUUCAUGCACUGUUUCCAGUGCUCUCUUGUUUGUCAUUAUCCAAGACCAAUUAGAGCAUUGCAGUUCACUCAUGCAUCUAGUGAUUAUGGUGAUACGUAAUUUGCAGCAAUGCUGCUAAAGGUUGACAUUACAAGAAUUUUCUUCCAAAUAAGUUAUUUAUGGCACCUCUUUUCCAUCAAUGCUUGGUGCGAGUUUUAUCAAUCCAAUACUGUUUGAUUCUGGUUUAUUGUUUUGCCUUGUUUAUAAUGUAAUUUAUUCAUUAAUAACAAAUAUUGAAAUUGA
Messenger RNA from Thrips palmi, 4287 nucleotides. It is a transcript of the gene MTA1-like, whose product is annotated as metastasis-associated protein MTA3. Gene Ontology annotation, biological process: negative regulation of transcription by RNA polymerase II. The transcript is spliced from 17 exons. Gene Ontology annotation, cellular component: nucleoplasm; NuRD complex. Bases 192 to 2549 code for a protein of 785 amino acids. NCBI's taxonomy places the organism in Eukaryota, Metazoa, Arthropoda, Insecta, Thysanoptera, Thripidae. The record is from RefSeq and is a predicted model, not a curated record. Gene Ontology annotation, molecular function: histone deacetylase binding; transcription coactivator activity; transcription corepressor activity.